Messenger RNA from Limanda limanda (common dab), 2758 nucleotides. RefSeq names its product phosphatase domain containing paladin 1a (gene pald1a). The record is from RefSeq and is a predicted model, not a curated record. The transcript has 20 exons. NCBI's taxonomy places the organism in Eukaryota, Metazoa, Chordata, Actinopteri, Pleuronectiformes, Pleuronectidae. The coding region runs from base 59 to 2671 and encodes 870 amino acids.
GACUCAAGCACCUCUCGGAUGGUGGACUGGACAGCUGAAUGCCAGCUGCUUGUGGAGCAUGGGUACAACUGCCAGUGCCGCACCGCAGCCAGUGUCCGCAGCGUCGCUACUGGAGAGUGUCCACGGCAACGGGAUGGCCGACAGCAGGCAGUCUCUUACCAUGAGCCCCUUUCAGACAGUCAACAUCCACAACAACAAGGCCAAGUCCAUUAUCACCAACAAAGUCGCACCUGUCGUCAUCACGUAUAAUUGCAGACAGGAGUUCCAGAUUCACGAUGAAAUCCUCAAGACCUACUACAAACUCGGGCGGAUAUCAGAAACCAUGCCCGAGCACUACCUGGUGCAGGGGGAGUACUUCAUGGUCCAGGACGUGUACAGCAAAGCAGAUGUCCUGAACACCACGGGCAGCUAUGGGGCGCCCAACUUCCGCAAAGUCAAGGGAUCCUACCCUCUGUACGGGAUGGGUCAGCCGAGCCUGAACGGCUUCAAACAGGUCCUCCAGAGGCUCCAGGUGCAAGGACACGAGGAGGUUAUAUUCUUCUGUGUACGAGAGGAGCCGGUGGUUUUCCUGCACAAGGAUGACGACUUUGUGCCGUACACCCCCAGGAGGAAGGAAAACCUCCAUGAGAACCUACACGGCCUGAAAAAGGAGGUGCUGGUGGAGAGCCUGGAGCUCACCGUCAGGAAGGAGCUCCACGACUUCGCCAUGCUCAACGAAAACACCUUCUCCGUCUACAAUGACAUCGAGUUCUUCAAAGACGAGCCCCAGAAGAUCUCCAUCACGUGUGAGGAGGACAUCCAUGUGACAGAGGAGGUCUAUAAGAGGCCCAUGUUCACCAUGCCGGCCUACAGGUACUACAGAUUACCUUUACCGACGGAGGGAGCGCCGCUGGAAGAAGACUUCGAUGCAUUUGUUAACAUUCUCAGGGAGAGUCCCAGCUUGUCCCUGGGCCACGAUGCGUCCCGGCCGCUGCCGGCGCUGCUCUUCAGCUGCCAGGUGGGCGUCGGCCGCACCAACCUCGCCAUGAUCCUGGGCACCCUGGUCAUGAAUCGCCUGAGGGGGGAUUCACAGCCGCCGUCUCAGGUUGAGGAGGCAGCAGCUUCAGAGCCUAAACCACUUUUCCAGGUCAUCCAGUCUCUGAUCAACAAGCUGCCGAAUGGACAGCAGGUCAUGGAAGAGGUUGACCAGGCUAUCGCCCUGUGUUCAGAAAUGCACAACAUAAAAGAAGCGAUACAUGAGAACAAGAGCAAGCUGGAAGGGAUCGGAGAAGAUUAUCAAAUACAGGGAAGCAGCACCAAAGACUACUUUCUCAACCGCACCAUGCAGAGCUUGGAGCGCUACUUCUACUUGAUUGUGUUUAACGCGUACCUUCACGAACAGUAUCCUCUUGCCUUUGUGUCCAACUUCAGCCAGUGGAUGUGCUGCCAUGCGUGGCUGUACAGGCUGCUGGCCCGCAUGGACCUGUCGGAGCUGUCGGCACCGGCGGAGCUGGUCACCAGGGGAGCCCGCGUCCUGGUUGCUGAUGAGUACUUGGCUCCUGACGUGCUCAGCACGGUGAAGGAGAUGAAGGCGGUCAACUUCAGACGAGUGCCCAAGAUGCCUGUUUAUGGAGUCGCUCAGCCGACAUCAGAGGCCACCGGAGCCGUUUUGGCCCAUCUGACGGAUGAGAAGAGGAAGCACAGCCACGUGCUGUGGGUGAACCUGCAGGAGGAGCUGGUGUUGGAAGGAAACGGUCAGACCUUCACACCCAGGGAGCCCUCGUGCCUGGACCAGCACAUUCCUAUCCCAUCAUCUGACCCACAGCUAAUAGAGAAACUGGAGACGUCUCUGAAGGAGUCGGUCCUGCGAGCUCAGAAGUGGCUGGAGGUGACGCUGGAGCAGGACAAACAGAUGAAGAUGUUUAAAAGCUGCAUGACGGUCCAGGAGAUCUUCAACCAGCAGAAGAGCUCCCACCAGGGCCUUGUCUACAAACGCAUCCCUCUGCCGGAGUGCAGCGCGCCCAGGGAGGAGGAUUUCGAUAGGCUGCUGGAUGCCAUGAAGAGCUCCUUGGCUGAAGACACCCGCUCAGCCUUCGUUUUUAACUGCUCCAACGGCAAAGGCAGGACCACAACCGCCAUGGUCAUCUCUGUUCUGACCCUCUGGCAUUUUAAUGGUUUCCCAGAGUUUGCAGAAGACGAGAUUGUUAGUGUUCCGGAUGCCAAGUACACGAAAGGAGAAUUCGAGGUCGUGAUGCAGCUGGUUCGCCUGCUGCCCGACGGCCACAGGAUGAAGAGGGAGGUGGACACGGCCCUGGACUCCGUCAGCGAGACCAUGACCCCCAUGCACUACCAUCUGCGAGAGAUCAUCAUCUGCACAUACAGACAGAUUAAAAGCGGCAAGACGGAGAAGGACUGUCAGCAGCUGCUGCUGAGGAGCCUGCAGUGCCUGGAACGCUAUGUUUACCUCAUCCUCUUCAACACAUACCUGCAUCUAGAGAAGAAAGACUCCUGGCAGCGCUCCUUCACUCUCUGGAUGGAACAGGUGGCUGCCAGGGCCGGAGUUUAUGACAUCCUCAACCAGCUGGCCUUCUCCGAGUUUGAGAACCCGAGGGACUCGCAGCUGGCCCGGCUGCGCUGCCGCUGGCAACGGCAAAACAUUCACUCACUUCCUUUCCGAGGGGAGUUCAUCUGAGAGAGGAUCACAGCGAAGGCACCAGAGCAGCACUGUGCUUUUCAGAAUAAAAGACAUUUUUACAGUCACAUUGUCACAACUUCUAUA